Messenger RNA from Cucurbitaria berberidis CBS 394.84, 1782 nucleotides. RefSeq names its product high-affinity methionine permease. Gene Ontology annotation, cellular component: membrane. Gene Ontology annotation, biological process: amino acid transmembrane transport. The coding region runs from base 1 to 1782 and encodes 593 amino acids. The record is from RefSeq and is a predicted model, not a curated record. NCBI's taxonomy places the organism in Eukaryota, Fungi, Ascomycota, Dothideomycetes, Pleosporales, Cucurbitariaceae. Gene Ontology annotation, molecular function: L-amino acid transmembrane transporter activity. The transcript is spliced from 4 exons.
AUGGCUACAAUAGCGCACGUCAAGAAGCUCUUCUGGGGUAACGACUCCGAUGAAAAUGUUGACUUGUCGGUUGUCAAGGAGAAAAAUGGGCAGAUCAGCGAGCAGGUCUAUGUCGACGGCGUGGAAGUGUUCCAAGACGGCAACGGUGCCCCAGUUGAGCAGGUUAGCCCUCUCGGAUACCAUGUCGGAUACGCAGGCAUCCUGUUCCUCAAUGUUAGCCAGAUGGUAGGAACUGGUGUUUUCAGUACACCCGGCGGUAUUUUACGAGCUUUGGAUUCCGUUGGCCUGAGUAUCCUAUAUUGGAUUUUCGGUUUCAUCAUUGCCGCGGCUGCUCUCGCAAUCUACCUCGAAUAUGCCUCACUCUUUCCCAACCGCUCGGGCGGCCAGGUCGCCUACCUCGAGCAGGCUUACCCAAAGCCUAGAUUCCUAUUUCCGGUUACCUAUGCCUUCUUUACCGUGGCCUUUUCAUUCUCGAGCAGCAAUGCAGUUGUCCUUGCUCGUUACAUCUACCGCGCUGCAGGCUAUACAGCCACUGAGUGGGAAAAUAAAGGGCUUGCUAUUGCCUCGUAUACUUUCUUGGCUUUCCUGUGUCUCAUAUCCACCCGCUGGUCGAUACGGUUGAUGAAUGUGAUAUCGGCAGUCAAGUUGGUUAUCCUACUCUUCAUUGUCAUCACAGGUUUUGCCGUUCUGGGAGGCGGGACAAGAGUCAAGGAACCGAGGGCGAAUUUCAACAACUCAUUCGAUCACAUCUCAAACAACGGAAACGAUAUCGUCAACGCCCUCGUCAGCAUCAACUUCGCAUACAAAGGCUAUGAGAACGCUUUCAAUGUUGUCGCUGAAAUCAAGAACCCAUUUCACUCGCUUAAAAGGAUCGCACCACUAUCUCUCGUGAUAGUCUUCAUUCUCUAUGUGCUGGCAAACGUUGCAUACUUUGCAGCUGUUCCCGCCGACGAAAUCCGCAAGUCCGGCGAACUGGCUGCGGCCCUCUUCUUCGAAGCCGUCUUUGGGACCAAGAGCGCGCGAGGCCUUCCAGCUCUCAUCGCCGUUUCCGCGGCAGGCAAUAUCAUGGCCGUGAUAAUCGGCACGACACGUCAGAUCCGCGAGUGUGGAAGGCAAGGUGUGAUCCCAUUCCCGCAUGUAUGGGCGUCCACAAGACCAUUCGGCACUCCGUUCGCCCCGAUUAUGUUGAAGUGGGUACUGACGACUAUCGUCAUCAUUGCCUUGCCCUUUGGCGACGCCUUCCAGUUCCUUGUCGACCUUCGCUCGUACCCAGAUAGUAUCUUCAUCUUCCUGAUGGUCGUAGGAGUGUACCAACUCCGCUAUCGCCGCAAAAAGGCCGGCCUCCCGCCCCCACCCUUCCAAGCCUGGCAUUCCGCUCUCAUCCUCAGCGCUUUGGUUUGCCUUUUCAUCCUUAUCAUGCCGUGGUUCCCGCCAAAGAAGUCGAACGUUAGUUUCUGGUACGGGACGUACUGUGCUGUCGGCAUCGGCUUGAUGGUAGGCAUGGGACUGUACUAUCUCCUUUGGAUGAAAUUAUUGCCGAAGUUGGGCAAAUAUCAGAUCAAGACCGAGACGUUGGUUAAUGACCAGGAUGGAAGCGUAACCCACGUCCUCAAAAGGGUCAAGAAUGACGUAGUGGAAGAGUGGGAUCGUACGCACGAUGGGGCUGGCAAUUUGUUGUUCGAGACAGGCGAUGACGUGGGCACUGGGAAUGUGCAUCUUACACGCAGGGUGAAGGUUAAAGAUGAUGUACCAGUCAGUUACACGGCCGAGCAGAAGGUGUAA